Molecule: messenger RNA, 3928 nt
Organism: Oncorhynchus kisutch (coho salmon)
Lineage: Eukaryota; Metazoa; Chordata; Actinopteri; Salmoniformes; Salmonidae
Gene: enpp4
Product: ectonucleotide pyrophosphatase/phosphodiesterase 4
Exons: 8
Coding region: 151-1554 (467 amino acids)
Source: RefSeq, a predicted model, not a curated record
GCAUAAUCGAAUGCGCCCAUUGUGAAAUUGAAAUGACAACAGCUAGCUAAGGAAGUGAAAGCGGGUAUAUAUAAAACCAAAACUUUGCUUUUGGAGGAACGUAGACUGAGCACCUCCAUAGAACGACAAUCUAAUGAGAAAGCUGUCAGGAUGUUAGUCCUGCUGUACUUCCUCUUUACGUUCGCUUCAUUGGCUGCUUCAGUGGGGCAGACAAGAAGUGGAAAAAGAUGUGACGCGGGUGUUGCGGCCCCCAUUCCGGUGCUGCUCGUGUCGUUUGAUGGUUUCAGAGCUGACUACCUUCAACGGUUCACUCUACCCAACCUAAAGCUGCUGUAUUCGCAGGGAGUCCUGGUGGAACAACUUACUAAUGUCUUCAUCACCAAGACCUUCCCUAACCACUACAGCCUGGUGACAGGUCUGUAUGCAGAGUCUCAUGGCGUCAUAGCUAGCAAUAUGUAUGACCACGUGACUCAUAAGCACUUCACUAUCUUCAACGACACCGACCCUUUCUGGUGGAAUGAAGCUGAACCCCUCUGGGUCACUGCACUGGAUUGUGGGUACAAGACAGGUGUGGCCAUGUGGCCGGGGUCAGACUUGCCGAUCAGGAACAGAACAGCGACUCACUUCAUGCCCUACAACCCCUCCGUGACCUUUAGUCAACGCCUGGCCAAUGUCACUGACUGGCUGACUGGGGGCCAGGGUAAAGGGGAGGGGCCAGUAUCGUUUGCAGCUCUGUAUUGGGAGGAGCCAGACAGGACAGGUCACAUGUAUGGACCAGACAACACCACCCACAUAGGACAGGCUCUUAAAGAGGUAGAUGACAAUGUGGGUCUGCUGAUGUCAGAGCUGAUGCGUGCAGGGUUGUGGGGGCAUGUCAAUGUCAUCAUCACCAGUGACCAUGGAAUGGCCCAGUGUUCCACUGAUCGCAUCAUCAGGCUGGAUGACUGUCUGCACCCUGACAACUACUCAGUAGUAGACCUAACACCUAUCGCUGCUAUCAUACCCAACAAAGACCCCAAGGCUGUAUUUUCCCUACUGAGUGGUUGCCAUACCCACAUGACUGCGUACCUGAAGAAGGACAUUCCUGAUAGGCUGCACUACAGGAACAAUGACAGGAUUCAACCAAUCAUAUUAGUCGCUGACGAGGGAUGGACUAUCGUACAGAGGGGAGGGCUACCACGUCUGGGAGACCACGGCUAUGACAACACUCUACCCAGCAUGCACCCCUUCCUGGUGGCAGUGGGCCCAGGCUUCCUUCCUGGUUACCGUCUCCCGCUGUUACAGAGUGUUGAUGUCUACCCAAUAAUGUGUCAGCUGCUUGGGGUUCCACCAGCACCAAACAACGGAUCUCUGUCCCAGGCACGCUGCUUCCUGGCUGGGGAGGACUGUGUCGACAUCCCCCUGGUGGUGGGACUGGUGGUGGGGGUACUGCUGGUUCUCACCACACUCACUGGACUCUUCAAGUUGUGGAGGCCACGGCGUCAGUCAUCCUCUCGUCCCUUCCAACGCCUCUCUAUACAGGACGAUGAUGAUGAUGACCCUUUGCUGGACUAGAGUAAUCAACUCCCAGCUCGACUAGACUGACCAAUCACAGAUCAGAACGUCAUAUCACAUCCAACCAGAGGUCAUCACCACCACGCUCCCAACAACCAAUCGGUACUCUGGUCAAACGUUUUGCACUAAAUAGGGAAGAGUGUCUAAUUUCAGACACAGCCAUACUCUGUUAUGAGACUAAACAGAGCAGUUGUCAGAUUUCAGAUUCACACACUCCUCUUUCUCUGUGGUACCAUACUCAUGCCAUUUUCAAAUAAAUGCAUGAACUAUAAAUAAACAAAUAUUAAACCACAAAUAGUUAAAAAUAAAGAAAUAAGACACCAAAGAGAACAGUCAGUUGGUAGAAACAAACUGGGGUUACUUGAAUAUGUCUAUAUACAAAGAAGCCACCUAUAAUGAUAACAUGUUAUAUAUGUUAUAAAAAUGUAAAAAAUCUCAGUUCAUUUGGAAAGAUUUGCAGACAAUCAUAAAGAAGUAUUCAUCAUUAUGUUUAAGAGAGAUUCUAGUAAAGGGAGGUAAAUCUGAAUAUUGAAGAGUAUAGUUCCUAAGAGUACCGCUAUAUUGCAGUAGUAUAUUGAACAGCAGUCAUGCUGUAAAGUUAUAUAGGUUUUAUUAAGGGUUUUAUGAGAUUCUGUAUACUACUGAGCCAGGGAGUGGAGUCAAAAACUGGACUGAAGCUAUGUUUCUGUUAGUCACUUAAUUUGAUUUUAUUUUGUAAUGUGUGUUUUCUGAGCUAAGCUAUAGCACUGGCACUAUAUGGCCUCCUGUAGUGUUAAGGAGACCUCUGUUAUGCUGUUAGAUUCAUGUUCAGGGGCCGCAUUUAUAAACGUUGCGUAAGUACAAAGAAUACCCCAAAACAUGCAUGCUCCAGUUUUCAUGAAAAAAUUGGCAUUUAUAUAAACUGAACUUGACUUGAAUGUGCUUAACUCCCCACAAACUUUAGACCAUGCAUAUGCUCAAUAUCUAGUGGUUAAAGUUUUCUAUUGCAAGCAGGCAUGUACUGAAAGUAGGCUGCCAGGAGCCAUUUGCUGUCAGUGAGAAAAGCCUAAAUCUAUGUUUUAUUUUUGGAAUGUAAAAUAAUUAGACCUAGGAAUCUAUUUCCUUAUUAUUUUAUUAAUGAUUGCAGUAGCCUAAAUUACUGUAUUGUAUAUUUUUUUGUAGCCUAGACGACGUUUCAGAAUUGGCGGGCAGUCCAGCAUAUUUCGGUUGAGGGAAAAGUCUAUGCAAAACAUGUUGAAUUCAAACGUUAUGCUGACAGGUCCACAACAAUUAGCCUUUUUUCCAUACACUGUCAGUCCUUUGCCAAAUACAUCAUAAGUUACUGCAAAUUAUUAAAACAUUCUGCCAACACUGUAAAUAGACCGGUAGCUUAUGUAACAUUUUUGACAGUAGGCUACAGUAUUGCUUUUCUAUAGGAGCGUGGAGUGCAGCAUCAUAGCAUAAUUAAUCUCAGAGCCUAUACCUACCAAGGCAGGAGAUAAUACAGUCUAUUGAAAAACAAAAUAUUGAACAAUUAGUUUUUGCUGUAGGAUUUACUUUUAAAUUGUUUCAAAUAAACAAUCAAUCUUGCAGAACGCACAGUGUAUAGCACUCCCUUUAGGCAGCAAGCAUGUUUAUUUAGAAAAAGUCACUGCAAAAUAUCAAAAUGUUCUGCCCACACCUCUACAGAAAUGUGAUCAAAUUAGCCAUUACCCUUUUUAUUUAUUUUUUAGAAACUGUCGUGGCCUAAUUCCAAUAGUUCCAAAUUAUACAGCAAAUAAAAGGUGUUAUUGUCACCAUAAAUGGUGACUGGUGCCGUUAUAAUGCUCGUUCACACACGCACAGUUUUAGGAUGGUUCGGAUUUAUAACUGGACAUAUGUGUAUGUAUGGUGUGCGCCAAGUUUAUAAAUCUCAAUAUUUUUUUCGUAUUCGGUUUCAGAAAUGGCGCCCACAGAUUUUGUUAUACAUUUACGCAGCGGUUAUAAAUGAAGCCCCAGGUCCUUUAUCUAAAAAUGAGUCACUUUACUGUUUUGUGUUUGUUUGAUUCUCUUCAAGCUACUGUGUGUGUGUGUCGGCUGAGAAAGGGUGUCCAAUGUCUUUUUAUUAUUCUUUAAAAUCUUUUUAUGCAUAUUUGUGUGGUUUGUUUCCAGAGCUCAGAUCUUCCAUUAUUAAAUGAUUGUAGUUGUGUAGAGAAGUCAAAGAUCUGCUGUUACUGUGGGUACUAUACCAUAGUUUCUAUGUUUGCAGUACUAUGAUUACUGUGCUGUUACUAUGGUUACUGUGUUAUUACUAUGCGAACCAGUUGAUGUCCCACCUCCAGGUGUCUACUGAAUUGGUCCUCUGUGUGUUUCUGCUCAUAUUGUCAUUGAAGGACAAAUAAAAGUAUAAAGUGUA